This is a messenger RNA of Daldinia caldariorum, 1533 nucleotides long. RefSeq lists its product as uncharacterized. The record is from RefSeq and is a predicted model, not a curated record. The transcript has 3 exons. Lineage: Eukaryota; Fungi; Ascomycota; Sordariomycetes; Xylariales; Hypoxylaceae. Bases 1 to 1533 code for a protein of 510 amino acids.
AUGACCCGACCCUUUUGCUUGAAAUGCAUCAAGUCGAAACGACAAUGCACUGGCUAUGGUCGGGAUCUCAUCUUUGUUAAUCGGACUCCCUCGUGUCCCUCGACCACUGCGAUGUCGGUGUUGUCCGAGCUCAGAGCACAAGAGGCGCCAAAAAGAUCCUUGCCUAAUCCAAAAGCAGAAGCCACCCUGCACCAGCUGUUUUCUGAAUCACCGCACAGCUGCCAUGAGUUUCGCCUGUACGCUGUCGAGCUGCUGGAAGCUACCUAUCUGCCGAAAGGGUCUGCCUCUGGUGAGGGAAGCUUUUCAUGGGUAUAUCAUAUAACCGAUCUCAACGAACCUAGCAGAUCCCUUGAUACUGCUCUCUUCGCAUUCUGUCUCGCUCAGCUCCAUGUUACCGGUAAGGGUGGUUCCACAUUAUACCAAUGUCUUGACCAAUAUAAUACGGCCUUGCAGCACCUCUACUCUGACUUGGCCGACUCCGAAAUGAGGUUUCGAGAAGAGACCUUGGCUGCUAUAGUAGUGCUGUCGACAUGUGAACUCUUUGUAUGCCCGGCAGAAAAUGGAUGGAGUGUCCAUGCACGUGGCAUCGCAGAGAUCCUUCGGUUGCGUGACCCGGGAACGAAGAGGACUCCAGCAUGGCGGCAUCUCUUUUCGCGUAUGAGGAUUGUCUGCACCCUUGAAGCUUUGACGAAGAGACAAGCGCAAAUUCUCGAGAACGAUAUAUGGCGACAAAUCGUAACGGAGUCCGGUUUGACCGUGGCUCUUGACGAGGUGUAUAGAAUGGUCGCUGACAUUCCUGCCUACCUCGAGCGAGCGGCUACCCUCCCUUCGAUCAGUAACCAUACAAUUCUACUAAAGGAAGCGGCGGCAGUUACACAGUCAAUAUUGAACAUGGUGGACUCCGUAGAAUCCUGGCAUAAUGAAUUCUGGAAAGCUUCGUCAACUCCUCGGUCCUGGUCUGUACCGAGCCGCGCAACAAAUCCGACCGAUGUCGAUCCUUCAAACAAGAUCUUCCCGUUCUGCUUUGAGUUCGAGUCCCUCGCUGUCGCAGUCCCUGUCGUUAUGUGCUGGUCGGUCUCUGCUCAACUCUAUAGCACUGUUAUUCAGAUACAUAACCUUGUCCAAGCAAGACUGGGUCGACAUAUUGACCUGCAGACUAUCCUCGAUCAGGUUAACAUCGGCGCGGUGGAUCUAGAUAGCCCGUCUGAGUCUUUAAGCCAGAACACUGUUUUACCCAGCACCAACAUCUAUCGUUCGAUACAGGAUAUUCAGAACGAGGGGGCAACGAUGGCGCGAUAUGUAUGUCAGUCUAUGGAGUACUUCCAUCGGAUAGAAAUGGGAACAUACGGUGGUCACGCAACGACCUAUCCAUCUUGGAGCGCUCGACAGUAUUUCCGAUUACACCCAGGGCACGAACGAGAAUGGCUAUGGAUACAAAAUAUGCAUAUGAUGGAAGGCCCAAAUACACGUUGGGGGCUGUCGUUAAUGACAUUCGCAGAUAUUGCCGAGCCAUUAGGUGGCUGGUCAGGAUAA